Molecule: messenger RNA, 1548 nt
Organism: Exophiala viscosa
Lineage: Eukaryota; Fungi; Ascomycota; Eurotiomycetes; Chaetothyriales; Herpotrichiellaceae
Product: salicylate hydroxylase
Exons: 6
Coding region: 1-1308 (435 amino acids)
Molecular function (GO): FAD binding; monooxygenase activity
Source: RefSeq, a predicted model, not a curated record
AUGAUUAUGUCAGCGUCUGAACCUUUUGCACAGCCAAAGACGGGGAUCAAUGUGAUCAUUAUCGGAGCUGGUUUCGGCGGUCUCACAGCAGCCAUCGAAUGUCACCGACAGGGCCACCACGUUGAGGUUUAUGAAUCAUUUCCCCAGUUGAAAAUACUAGGCGACAUUAUCUCAUUUGGAUCAAAUGCCGGCAGAAUAUUUCGACGAUGGGGUGUCGACGGUUCCAUAUCCAAGAAGCUGAGGUCUAUUAGUAUCGACCUCACCGGUUAUGGCUUCAACAUCCACAAAUAUACCGGAGAGCUCAUUAUCAAUCAGCAAACACCACCCCAAGAUCCUGAGGCCCCGGUCUUCAAUGGUCAUCGUGGAGAGAUACAUGAAGUCGUUUUCAAUUAUGCCAAGGACGACCUAGGGAUCCCCAUCCAUCUCGGUCAGAAGGUUGGAAAGUACAUGGAGGAAGCCGACAGAGCUGGGAUCGAGCUAGAAAAUGGCGAGCAGGUCUGGGCCGACGUGGUCAUUGGAUCUGAUGGUGUGAGAUCGAAAGCCCGCGAACUGGUCUUGGGUUAUUUCGACAAGCCCAAGAGCAGCGGCUAUGCAGUCUUCCGCGCAUGGUUCCCCAACACAGACAUGAUCAAAGACCCCCGAACGAAGAAGUUCUGCGAAAAUGGAGACACUUUCAACGGCUGGAUUGGUCAGGACGUCCACUUUUUGUUCUCGACAAUCAAGAAUGGCAGUGAUUGUUGCUGGGUAUUGACUCACAGAGACGAAGCCGAUAUUGAUGAGUCAUGGUCGUUCCCCGGCAAGCUCGAAGACGUAUACAAAGUGUUCAAGGACUGGGACCCGAUGUGCAAGGCGAUUGUCGAGAAGACACCUGAAAGCCACCUUGUUGACUGGAAACUCGUUUACCGAGACCCUUUGCCGACCUGGAUCAGCAAAGGAGGCCGAAUUGCUUUGCUUGGAGACUCUGCUCAUCCUUUCUUGCCAACUUCAGCACAAGGUGCUACCCAAGCCAUGGAAGAUGGCGUAACGAUUGCGGUCUGCCUGAAACGUGCUGGGAAGAAGGACGUCCCUGAUGCUGUCCGGACGUAUCAGCGCAUAAGAUAUGAUCGUGUCAAAGCGGUCCAAAAGACCGGAGAAGCUACACGAGACAUGUGGCACAAGGCUGAUUGGGAUAAGGUGAAGAAGGAUCCUACAUCCGUUCAAUUUCCCCGUGAAGAUUGGAUUCAUACGCACGAUGCAGAAACGCAUGCUGAGGAGGUUUUUGAUGAGAACUUUGGACAGGUCCAGGCAGCAGUCAAUGGUACACACUGAGAAAAUCGAGACGAUUAGUAUUUUUCGAUGGCUGAGAGCAUGUUAGAUUCGAGACUUGUGCGAUGAAAGCUGUGAAUAUGGGGUCGUUGCGUAGGCGUCGAAGUAGGGAUUUGGGUCUUUUCAGGCGAACGGCGCUUCCAUAUGUUGGGUGUCUUUUGGCGGACGCUGUGGUAGAUACAAUUCCAUGAUUCAUGGGUCAUGAAAUUUCUGACCGUCGUUUUCAUCAAGUCCGAAGUCCCU